AUGUCCACCAGGAAGGAGGAAGAGAUGGGCCAAACCAAGACAUCCUCGACAUCGGCCAGUGCCAGCGUCGGACAUGCAAACGAACAAGCCAUGCUCACCAAACGGCAUGUUAUCGACGACGAGAUUGAGUUUAUCUCGUCCAAUCCUGUCAAAAAAAUGAGGCUGACAGAGCAAAAACAUGACCAAGCCCCCCAAGAACCCACGAAACCCCCUCUGCUCAAUCCUCCGCCUCCGCCUCCGCCUCCGCCUCCGCCUUCACCCUCUCCAGCUCUGGUCCCGCUUCCGCCUCCGGCCCCUUCUCAGCCUCCUAGCUGCCCUCCGCCUCUUCCUCAAGCUACUCUUGUCGCAAACCCAACAACACCCGCUCCAACUCAGACUCUCGACCGCCGCCGCAGCAUGUGUGACGCCAACCAAGUCAAAGCUCCAGGGCCUGAUUCAACGCUCGAGACCCGGGGCAACUCACUCCCUGUCUUCAAGAAGUUUUUCUUUUCGCAGUCACCUGCUCCGGCACAAACCCGCCCACCUCGGCAUUCAGAGGCAAUCUCCCCCAAGCAACUUCCACAAACCUACCGGGCACCCCCUGAUGCUGAUGCGAACACCGCCCACUCAACUUUGCAAACUCCAAGCCCCUCCUCAACGAACUCGGUUACGUUGGAUCAGAUCUCAUGCCUCGACUUCAACGGCACACCAACGAACAGUCCCGGGUUCGACGUGAGCCAAGUCUUCUCCGCAGAUGGCGGCAUUAUGGGCAGCGUUGGAUUUGGCAACGCAGUCAGCCAGACGCAUGCACCAGCUCCUAUCAACCCAACGAACACGCAAAAUCUUGUCCCGCCCAUGACACACUUGUCAAGCGAAGACAGUCUUGCAUUGCCUAUGGCAACACUGCAGAAACAACAUACCACAAAGCGCCACCUCCCCUCCAGGCACGAAAGCACAGUCGCUAGGCAACCUUCUCCCAUGCCGGCGACUAAAAACACAGUCAAACCGCCCUGUCUACACUGCGCUCGAAUCCGAUUCAUCCAGAACUCAACCAACCAUCAGCUCAACUUCAAUCCCCCUCUUGGCCUAGUCCACAACCACAACAACAACAACGGCGCAAUCCCACACCCAGCGGCUCCCACUCACCCAGCACCAACCUCCCAUCCAACACCGUCACCGCACCCAGCUAACCACCCGAGACGACACCACCAGCAGCAGCGCCACCAGCAGCACGACCAUCACCUCCAAUCAUCAACAACCCAAUCCCCGUCUUUACUUCACACACUCCCGAACAAGAACACACCCAGCGGCGGUCCGAACCCCCUCCUACAGGACAUGGCCCAGGCCAUCCAGGCUUCCUUCCCCUACACUCAGGUGGCGGCGCGACAGGGCAUGGCUCCAGAGACAGUGGCUGAGGUGCUCUCGAGUUUGGUGGUUGUGCCGCUGCUUUUGCGGAGUGGUGGCGGUCAUGGUGGUGGUGGCGGGAGGUUUUCGGGACUUCCUCCGAGGUCCUCCUAG
Chaetomium globosum CBS 148.51 is the source of this 1497-nucleotide messenger RNA. RefSeq lists its product as uncharacterized. The transcript has a single exon. The record is from RefSeq and is a predicted model, not a curated record. Lineage: Eukaryota; Fungi; Ascomycota; Sordariomycetes; Sordariales; Chaetomiaceae. Bases 1 to 1497 code for a protein of 498 amino acids.